Messenger RNA from Cavia porcellus (domestic guinea pig), 2555 nucleotides. It is a transcript of the gene B4galt2, whose product is annotated as beta-1,4-galactosyltransferase 2. Bases 385 to 1518 code for a protein of 377 amino acids. Gene Ontology annotation, cellular component: Golgi apparatus. Gene Ontology annotation, biological process: carbohydrate metabolic process. Gene Ontology annotation, molecular function: galactosyltransferase activity. NCBI's taxonomy places the organism in Eukaryota, Metazoa, Chordata, Mammalia, Rodentia, Caviidae. The record is from RefSeq and is a predicted model, not a curated record. The transcript is spliced from 9 exons.
GCUGUGGGGACCACUGACCCUGCAGUGGGAGGCGGCGGGGCCGGGCCAUGGGGGACGGAGCCCUCCGAAGCCGCCGGAGCCGGGAACCCUGCCCGAGCUGGAGCGGCGUCCCCUGCUGAGCCCGGAGCGCCGGUUUGACCACUUGCUCCAAUGGGAAGGGAUCCCACAAAUAUCCUGACCAUAUCUGGACCCCUGGAUGCUAAGGAUCAUUUCCCAGCCUGGUCCCAGUUGGCCUGGCUUGCUAGCUGUUGAGACCUGAAUGAUCAAACCACUUUCCACCAUGGCUCCUGGAAAGACUAAAUGAAGUCAUGAGUACAAAGUGAUCCUGCAUGGCCAGCAGCCGGAUGCCUGGGCCCAUUGGGCUGGCCGGUGGCUGCCUGCGGGAUGAGCAGGCUGCUGGGGGGGACGCUGGAGCGUGUCUGCAAGGCUGUGCUCCUUCUCUGCCUACUGCACUUCCUCGUGGCUGUUAUCCUCUACUUUGAUGUCUAUGCCCAGCAUCUGGCCUUCUUCAGCCGCUUCAGUGCCCGUGGCCCUACCCGCGUCCUCCACCCGGCAGCCAGCAGCAGCACCAACUGCUCUCGGCCCAACGCCACUGCACCCAGCUCUGGGCUCCCUGAGGUCCCCAGUGCCCGGCCUGGCCCUACAGCUCCCAUCCUGCCACCCUGUCCUGACUCUCCUCCUGGUCUUGUGGGUCGACUGCUCAUUGAGUUCACCUCACCCAUGCCCCUGGAGCGGGUACAGAGGGAGAACCCAGGCGUGCUCCUGGGUGGCCGCUAUACACCACCUGACUGCACCCCAGCCCAGACAGUGGCGGUCAUCAUCCCCUUUAGACACCGGGAGCAUCACCUACGCUACUGGCUCCACUAUCUGCAUCCCAUCUUGAGGCGGCAGCGGCUACGCUAUGGCAUCUAUGUCAUCAACCAGCAUGGUGAGGACACCUUCAACCGGGCCAAGCUGCUCAAUGUGGGCUUCCUGGAGGCACUGAAGGAGGAUGCUGCCUACGACUGCUUUAUCUUCAGUGACGUGGACCUGGUCCCCAUGGAUGACCGCAAUCUAUACCGCUGUGGUGAUCAGCCCCGACACUUUGCCAUUGCCAUGGACAAGUUUGGCUUCCGGCUGCCCUAUGCUGGCUACUUUGGAGGUGUGUCAGGCCUGAGUAAGGCCCAGUUUCUGAGAAUUAAUGGCUUCCCCAAUGAGUACUGGGGCUGGGGUGGCGAGGAUGACGACAUCUUCAACAGGAUCUCCCUGACUGGGAUGAAGAUCUCACGGCCAGACAUCCGAAUAGGCCGCUACCGCAUGAUCAAGCACGACCGGGACAAGCAUAACGAGCCCAACCCUCAGAGGUUGGGAGAAGGGCAUGCAAAAUACAGACGAGGACUUCCCAACUCGAGGCCUUCUGGGGAUGGGAGACCCAGAGCAUCCAUACCUAGUCUCCACCCUCCGACCCUCGAGGUGCACAUUCUAGGCAAAGAGGCAGGCAGAGCACCAGGUUUACCAAGAUUCAAAACACAAAGCUGACCAUGAAGCGGGAUGGCAUUGGGUCAGUGCGGUACCAAGUCUUGGAGGUGUCUCGGCAACCACUCUUCACCAACAUCACGGUGGACAUUGGGCGGCCCCCAUCGUGGCCUCCCCGGGGCUGACACUAACUGACCAAGGUGCUUGGUGCCAAGGACUGCCCACCAGAGGACUGUGUGGCUGGCGCUGUUUUGGUGGGGGAACCCGGAACUGAGACUGUGGGCUGUUUUCUGAGGGUCUUCAAUAGACCUGCCCGCUGCACCUAGAGGUUUCAGAACCCACUUUGAGGGGCUUGUGGCCUAGGCAGGCCCCUCAAGUGUGGCCCUCUCUGGGGUCAGCCCUUCUUCUUCCUGCCCUAAUUCCCCCAGCCCAGCCCCCUCACUGUCAGGGUCGGGCCAGCCCCUGCACUGCCUCGCCGAGUGGCUUGGACUAGGUCACUCCACCUCUCUGUGCCUCAGUUUCCCCCCUUGAGUCCCCUAGGGCCUGGAAGGGUGGAAGGUAUGACGAGGGGGCAGUGUCUCUUCCAGGGGGAAUUUUCAGCUGGGAAUCCUCCAUGCUCCCAGGGGAGGGGAAACCUUUUUCAUUCCGCAUUGUAGGGGGCAAACUUUGGUGCGACCCCUGCUGAGGAGCAGCCCCAGAAGGGGAGCAGAGCGGGUGCUGUUGCUGCCUGGGAUCUUGGGGUUGAUCUUUGCAUGGGGGGGGGGGGGCUUGGAUCAGUCCGAGUCCCAUCUCCCUGCCUCAAGAGGCAGGAGCCCCAGGGCCGGCUCGUGUUUGUACGUUGCACAGAAACUCCUCGUGUGGGUGCUUUAGUAAAAAAACGUGAAUGGAGCAGCUCCCUUUGUGUGUCUGGGGUGAGGAUGGGGUGCCUGAACCUACUUCAAGAUGUAGGAGGGCACCUGACCUGACCAGGCCAUCCGGGUUUCUCCAGGCGCUGGGGUGACCUGGGGGAAAGUUAAUUGUACUUUGCUGCCCCCUGCGGGGGGCCAGUGGAGACAAUGAAGUAAUAAACCCAGUGGGACCAGGUUUUUGUUUUUCCACCA